AUGCCUUCACUCGAGCUGCGGUACACUUACGUGCAGCGUGUGCAGCCAGACUUACUCGGCGCCCACCUCGAGGCCUACAUUGAGCUUCUACCAGUGACCCAGGCUCUGCGUCUGUGCAAUCGUUUCGGUAAAGGCGACAAGGCAUUCAUCACCCGCAUUCCUGUCGAGAUCGUCACCCGCAUUGCAGAUAUCCUCGCGCAAGAGGAGCGCGAUGACUUGAGCGGAUCAUGGACGUGCCCGAAGUGGUGCUUCAUGGGUAUCUGUGACCCAAUCGACCAUUACACCCCUGAAGAGGUGCAACGACUCCGUGGGUUCUUCUCGGACACUGAAGAUGGGCCGAAGGCGAGCAUCCCGGAGAGCGCUCCAGAUGCGGACGACUUAGCGGUGCUGAAUGAGCAGAUGGUCGAGUCCAUGUCGUGGGACGACGUCUUGCCCGGUGUUCGGAGCUGGCGCACUCUCCAUGACGAAGACUGCAGACAGUGGACCAAUCUCGUAGGCGAGCCGGGUUCAUGCUAUCGCGGCUUUUUCGAUGAGAAUGCCGACAUUGUUCGAAACCACUUCGGGCUCGAUGUAUGGGUUGCCCACCAAGUGCAUGACGAGAAAUGGUACGACGAAGACUUCGUACAAAGUACGCUCACAUACUUAACCCUGCCGACGAAGGGGCCCGCCUACUACGAAUGGUCUCAUCGCAUCGCUGGGAGUGAAUGCAGCGUCAGGCUACCGACCGAGAACUCUAUCGAGGUCAACAUGCCGCCACCGUCCACGAGCGAGAAGUCACUGGCAAGGUUUUCACGCGCCGUCAAGAUUCUGGGCUUAGAGCAUGCUGUUCUCGAGCCAAAGUCAGGAGCCAAAGGUAACGGCGCUUCAGACAGCGAGUCUGAAGAGAGUAAAGACGGUGGGAAGGUCGCGCCAGUGCUGCGACUGCUCGCUGUCAGUAAGGACGAUUCAUCGGCUGAGGAGAUAUAG
Baudoinia panamericana UAMH 10762 is the source of this 966-nucleotide messenger RNA. RefSeq lists its product as uncharacterized. The transcript is spliced from 2 exons. Lineage: Eukaryota; Fungi; Ascomycota; Dothideomycetes; Mycosphaerellales; Teratosphaeriaceae. Bases 1 to 966 code for a protein of 321 amino acids. The record is from RefSeq and is a predicted model, not a curated record.